AAACAAAGCAACCAACAACGCUUCACUACUAUGUAUUUAGUACAUAGGAAUAUCAUUUAAUUGCAUUAAUAAUUCAAUGUACUAGAAGAUUGUAAUAAAGAUAACACUUCUUGCUAUAGUAUGUAAAACUUGUUAAUUAAAGCGGUAUUACAAUAUUAAAUCAGCAAUAUACAAUGUGUGUCAUAGACUCAUAUAUUCAGCCACUUUUGAACCGUGUAUUAUUUACUGACAAACUUGGAAUAAGUUGUACAACAAUUGAGCUAGAUUCUAUAUCAUCCAGUUGUGGAGAAGAAAGGGGAGAUCGUUUUAAAUUAUCUAUUCCCUAUGCUAGACAAAAUUUAACUUGGAAUGUGUUUUUUGACUCACAAUGUCCUGAAAUGGGCCCUGACUUUAUAUUUAAUGACAGUACUUUCUUAACAGAUAUGGAUGUAGAUACUCUGUCUGCUAAAGUACCUAGUCUUGCUAAAUGGAAUCAUACUGAUGAAAAUGCAUUAUUAAAUGUACUUGUGGAACUUUUAUCAUGUUACAAACAACAUCAGAUACAGUUACUUGAGAAGCAGAUUCGGUUACAGUUUGAAUAUAAUACACUAAUGAGACCACCAGAAGUGAACCCAGAAGAUGUUGAAAUGAUAUUGUUACCAUUUAAUUCUAAACCAACAGAGGCUAGAUUUUUAAUAAGAUUAUCUGUUGAUGUUUCACAGUUGCCCAAUCGUACUUGCAAGUCAAAAAAUGAUACAGCAAUGCUCCUUGUAACAUUUUCUGGAGCAGAUUGGGAUCGUAUUACACCACAACUUCAUUUUUCAAAAUCUUUAAAAGAAAUUCUUGGUGGGACAGGUGGAUUACAUUUACCUCACUUUCCACCACGUCAAAUUCUUAUCAAUUAUGUGUUAGAUAUAAAGAAAUACAUAGCAGAAAGAGUGAAUUCCAUUGUCCAAAGCUUUGAAAAAAGAAGAGACUAUUUAGCAACAUUUAUAGCUUUAAAACGCGAAUCUUGUAUAGAAUAUGAUACUCUAAACUAUACUUAUAUAUCAAGUUUAGUAAAUCUAGACAAUUUUCAUUUUGUGCUAUACAUACAAAUUCCAUCAGGAUUUCCUCUGGAACAACCUAUAGUUCAGUUUAUAUCAGUAUAUCAUAUUAUAUCUCGAAAUGUUCCUUAUACUGAAGUAGUAGAAAACUGUCAUUAUAAUCCCAAAUGGACACCGUGCCGUAUGAUUGAAGAAUUAUAUGCAUUCAUUCUAAGAAAAGCUGGGAUACUUUUUAAAUUAAAUUCUAUUAAGAGUUGUUCUUAAUCUAUU
Messenger RNA from Habropoda laboriosa, 1295 nucleotides. RefSeq names its product BRCA1-A complex subunit BRE-like. Bases 174 to 1289 code for a protein of 371 amino acids. Gene Ontology annotation, biological process: double-strand break repair. The record is from RefSeq and is a predicted model, not a curated record. Lineage: Eukaryota; Metazoa; Arthropoda; Insecta; Hymenoptera; Apidae. The transcript is spliced from 4 exons. Gene Ontology annotation, cellular component: BRISC complex; BRCA1-A complex.